Messenger RNA from Volvox carteri f. nagariensis, 336 nucleotides. RefSeq lists its product as uncharacterized. The record is from RefSeq and is a predicted model, not a curated record. The transcript has a single exon. The annotation marks the transcript as partial. NCBI's taxonomy places the organism in Eukaryota, Viridiplantae, Chlorophyta, Chlorophyceae, Chlamydomonadales, Volvocaceae.
GUAGGCUUUCUGUGGGGAAGUACCAACCCAUUUGUAAAGCGCGGCUCCGAUAUUGUGCAAAAGAAACUCUGUACAACACCUAAUGCAAGCUUGAUCUCAAAGCUUGGAACUUGGGUUCUUACCCCUUCAUUUGUCGUGCCGCACGGACUGAACCAAAGUGGGAGCGGAUUGUUCAUAUACUUGCUGGGCUCCUCGGAUAUAUCCGUGUUAGUUCCAGCAGCUAACGCAUGCAGCCUCGUCUUUAAUGCUUUGGCUGACUUGGCUCUGGGAGAAUCGUUCCGCCUCGUGCCGCUAGCACUAGGAACCUCACUUGUAGCCAUCGGGGUUUUAAUCUGU